This is a messenger RNA of Cyprinodon variegatus (sheepshead minnow), 1176 nucleotides long. RefSeq names its product gamma-aminobutyric acid receptor subunit rho-3-like. The transcript has 9 exons. Gene Ontology annotation, cellular component: membrane; GABA-A receptor complex; neuron projection. Gene Ontology annotation, molecular function: extracellular ligand-gated monoatomic ion channel activity; GABA-A receptor activity; neurotransmitter receptor activity. Lineage: Eukaryota; Metazoa; Chordata; Actinopteri; Cyprinodontiformes; Cyprinodontidae. The coding region runs from base 1 to 1176 and encodes 391 amino acids. Gene Ontology annotation, biological process: monoatomic ion transmembrane transport; nervous system process; regulation of membrane potential. The record is from RefSeq and is a predicted model, not a curated record.
AUGGUUGUAGCAAGUUCAGCCAUCCCUGUGGGCAUCGAUGUGCAGGUGGAGAGCAUUGACAGCAUCUCUGAGGUCAACAUGGACUUCACCACAACCCUAUACCUCCGUCAUUACUGGAAAGAUGAGCGGCUGUCGUUUCCAUCCCAAAACAACAAGAGCCGGACGUUUGACUCCCGACUGGUGAAGAAGAUCUGGGUUCCUGACGUCUUCUUUGUCCACUCCAAGCGCUCCUUCAUCCAUGACACCACCAUGGAGAACAUCAUGCUGCGGGUUUACCCCGACGGUAACAUCCUCUACAGUGUCAGGGUCACGGUGACAGCUCUCUGCUCAAUGGACUUCAGCAGUUUCCCUUUGGACACCCAGAACUGUUCGCUGGAGCUGGAGAGCUACGCUUAUAAUGAGAACGAUCUGAUGCUUUAUUGGAAGAACGGGAAUGACUCUCUAAGGACGGAUGAGAUCGUCUUGUCCCAGUUCUUCAUCGAACACUUCCACGCCUCUAGUGGACUCGCCUUCUACAGCAGCACAGGUUGGUACAACCGGCUCUUCAUUAACUUCAUCCUGCGGCGGCACAUCUUCUUCUUCAUGCUGCAGACCUACUUCCCCACCAUGCUGAUGGUCGUCCUCUCCUGGGUGUCCUUCUGGAUCGACAGGAGAGCCGUUCCCGCCCGCGUGUCUCUUGGUAUAACCACUGUCCUCACCAUGUCCACCAUCAUCACAGGAGUGUCCUCAUCCAUGCCUCAGGUGUCAUAUGUGAAAGCUGUGGACAUCUACCUGUGGACCAGCUUCCUGUUUGUCUUCCUGUCUGUGAUCGAAUAUGCAGCCGUAAACUACUGCACCACACUGGAGGAGAUGAGGAAGAUGAGGAGGGGGAAGAUCCCCUCCACCUUCACCGCCAGUCAGGCCAUGGCCUUCGAUGGCUGUUUCCAUGACAACGACAUCGAGCUGACCACCUUCCCUCGGAUGGCGCCCACGCGGACCACCGACCCUCUGACCACUCCGAGCCAGAACUCAGACCUGCGGCCCCCGGCGGGGACCCGGUUGCGGCGGCAGCGGUCUGUGCGGGAGAAUGUUGACCUGCUGGUGAACAACAGCUACAUGAUUGACUCAUACUCACGCCUGGCCUUCCCUCUGUCCUACCUGCUCUUCAACACUGUCUACUGGAGCAUGUACUCCUGA